CGAUUUUCAAAUCGAUGCGCGAUGAUGUUGAGCGUGGAGGAUGCGUUGUACCUCUCGGCACCGACGACUCCCAUCAAGUUGGACCAGUUGGAGGACGCCGUGAAGCGGCGCUUCCAGCUUCUACUUGGUGCUAGCCAAGGAUCGUUGGAUUGUUCCACAAUCGAGCGGAUGGAACCACUCACGGACAUCCAUGCGCAUUUCGGACUGCGCGUGAUAUUUGCAGCCCCACCCGAGGAUAGUCCAAGCGAGAGCGGAUCUCGUGAACAUGCUGAUAUGUGUGCCUGGUACAUUAACCAAGAGACUCAGCUCUUCCGCCUUCGGAUGUUGCACAGCUUCAAGCGCAAAAGUACCGUUGCGACAUCGCGUGCCAUUCGCUCUGUUCUUGGCGCCCUGAACGUGUCCUACGACGACGUCGACGGGUACCUUCUGGUCCCUUUUCAGGACGUCCCGUUCCUAUUACGCGUUCGAUCCGUUGUCCUCCACGCAGGUCUCUGCCGCAUCCCGUUCCAGUCCCGCGAAGCCACUGAUGUGCUCGCUCACCACGCGCGGCGCCACUUCGCGGCCUUGUUCCACAUCCAAACGCGCGCUUGCCGCGUGAAUGUGCAAAAUCAAGAUCUGGAACGUCUGUGGCCCCUGCGGUCGCACGUGUUGGCCGUCCUUCGAGACGCCCUCCGUCCGGCCGUCGACCCUCGACACCUUCAAUUCUCGCACCUCCCCCGCGUGACGUCCGACGCCGACUUGCGCGCCGCCGCGCCGUUCCUGCCGCUGUGCAUGCGCUACUUGGCCGACAAACUCCGCGAGAACCACCACCUCAAGUAUGACGGGCGGAAGCAGCUGGGGCUGUUUCUCAAAGGCGUGGGGUUCACCGUGGAGGAGAGCCUCGUGUUUUGGCGCCAAGCGUUCGACCCGGUCACGAGUGUCCAGAUAUUUGACAAGAAAUACGCCUACAACAUCCGGCACAGCUACGGCCUCGAGGGCAGUCGGGUACAGUACGACCCAAAGACCUGCGACGACGUUCAAAAGCUUCCGCCGCCGGCUGCCGGCCAGUUCCACGGGUGCCCAUUUCGGCACUGGGACGUCUCGUUCCUCCACUCCCAACUGUCCAAGUAUGGCGUGCCUCAUGUGGCUCAGAUAGCGGACGCGGCAUCGCCCACGGCCGCCUGCUUGGCGCAUUUGCACGUGUUGUUUCCGCAUUCCUACAAACUGAUGAAUACAAGGAGUAGCAGUAGUACUAGUAGUAGUAGCACCACAACCAUGUUGACGCCCAACGUGUGGUUUGACGUUGCCCGGUUGAGUGACGCUAGUACUACUACUACUGUGGCUAUUACUAGUAGUAGUAGUAGUGUUGGCACCACAACGGCAUCGCAGGUAGCCGUCGUUCAAGUCGACCAGUGACAACGUUUCUAUAUUUAAAACACAUGUCGAGUGCUAAUCGUGCGAUCGAUGGUCUCUAUUGCGUCCCUCACAACCCCCGGCGGCACGUCCAUGUACUUGGCCAGCAUGUCCACGACGUACUCUAGCGGCGCAUGCCACGCGCCCAGGCCAGACGUGCGCAGCUGUUGCUGGUAAAUCGGAUAAAAGCAGCACUGGUCAUCUCCUUCUUCGCCCCCUACUUCUCCAGCCACGUCAUCACACGGCCAUCGCCCCGUGGUCGGAUCCGGCACAGGUACCCCGCGGUCAUAAUGCGGUGCAAACGCCGCCACCGGAUUCAGCGCCGCCGUCGCCGACAUGUCCGACGUAUCGCGGCCGAGACGGUCCAGGGCCUGCACGUGGGCCUCGAGCGCCCGCGGCAGCUUCACGGGGGCCUUCUUAGCGUCGAGACUUUGGCGGCAGAGGUCGACCAGGGCGGGCAAGUGGCUGCGCAGGACGGGGGUCCCAUCGUCGGGGAAGCACGAGACUACCAUUGACGACGGCGGCUCGUGGAGGUCGUUGGGUCGGAGCGGGUUGAGAGGGGUCCUCCUGUCGUCGACUUGUGGGGCGUUGUACUGAGGACGGACGUUAUUGUACUGCCAUACGUUCCACCGAGGAGUCAUCUUGAGCGCGGCGACUAGCGCGCCGAUGAAAUCGACUUCGCACUGGAUGUACGGAUGGUGCAGAUGCUGCGGGUCCAUGACUUGGGCAGUCGAGUGCCGAUAGUACUCGGCCAUGAGCUGCGUGUGAUGGACCCACACUGCAGGUGGAAACUGAAACGACCGGCACAGGUUGACACAGGCGAGGCCGCUGUUGAACGGCGGCAGCUUCAAGUCGAGGUGGUAGUGGAGGUACGUGGCGUGCUGGGCAACCACGGACGCACACACAGUGUUGGGUUUGGUUUUCGCGUUGAAGUACCCGCGCACGGGGUCGACACUGGCUUGGAGGUCCGGCGGCAGCUGCGCGAGCACGUUGGCAAAUGGAAGCUGCCCGGUCGAUACCCAAAAGAAGAUGUCACUUGUGAGCACACCCAGUUGCCGCACGCGGCAGGCCAAGUAGAGCAGUCCCAGGAGGUGGCGAUAGCUGAACUUGGAGAACACUUUGGCGUCCUGUGUGCCUUUGAGAUGCAAGUUCCAGUCGGUCUCGUACCCGCUGUCUUCGAGGCGCUGUCUAUGAAGGGUUCGCUUUGAAGGAUGGAUCGUUAUUUCGUUCGUUCGCUCGUUAUUCGUACCUGUCUGCGGCUUGGGCACUGCUAAAGUCAAGAAACACAUUCAGCAGCGGCCGCGACCCCGACACGUCCCACAUGCGCAGAAAGUGGAACCACAAUGACUGCACCGUGGCCGGCAACUCGGGGUCGUGGACAAGUCUUGCCAACGCUUGCGCUUGAAUAUGCAGCAUGCUUUGAACCACAUGGAGACAGUUGUCAAGCGUGAUGAGCUGUCGCUUUCGCUUGAGCUUGGCCUGCUUGGGCUCACGUCGACCACCGCUGCGGAUGCGUUUCGUGCGGGCGCCAAAGGUGAACGCAUCGUCGUCGUCCUGUGUCUCAUUGCGGCUUUGUUGGAAGCUCUGCGUCCCACACAGAUUGCACACACUCUCGCCCAAGUCGUUUUUCGAAAAGUUCCAUUCGCCCGCGGCGCCGCAGGUCCGGCACUUCAGUGUCGAG
Aphanomyces astaci is the source of this 3073-nucleotide messenger RNA. RefSeq lists its product as hypothetical. The transcript has a single exon. Gene Ontology annotation, cellular component: alpha DNA polymerase:primase complex. Gene Ontology annotation, biological process: DNA replication, synthesis of primer. The record is from RefSeq and is a predicted model, not a curated record. The coding region runs from base 22 to 1395 and encodes 457 amino acids. NCBI's taxonomy places the organism in Eukaryota, Oomycota, Saprolegniomycetes, Saprolegniales, Verrucalvaceae.